This is a messenger RNA of Dicentrarchus labrax (European seabass), 1477 nucleotides long. RefSeq names its product disks large homolog 5. The record is from RefSeq and is a predicted model, not a curated record. Lineage: Eukaryota; Metazoa; Chordata; Actinopteri; Moronidae. The transcript is spliced from 8 exons. Bases 226 to 1221 code for a protein of 331 amino acids.
CACACACACACACACACACCAGCAGCGUGCCUCGCCUCCAUGUUAUGAAAACAGCAGCUCAGAUUAAUGCUUAAACUUGCCCUCUUUAGGUGCGUCUUCUUUAAGACAGACAGGGCAAUGUGCACUCCGUGUCCUAUCUGACCAUAGGACACACCCGCCCUGCCCUGAGGAUCAUGGGAAGUUGGAAGAAGAAGCUUUAGAUUGGAGUGAGUUGUUCAGACAAAGAUGAGCAUGAGGAGAUUUUUCCGAACUCACAGGGAUGAAGACUACAGUCAGAUCCAGUAUCUGACGGCCAAGUGCACCCGCCUGGCUCAUGACAAAGUAAUGCUCGACAAGGAGUUCCUGGUGUCCAGAGACAGGGAGAGGAAGCUGCUGAAUAAUCUGGAAGUUGCGACCGCUCAGCUCCACCACCAGGAGCAGCUGAACAUGGAGCUCAGGAUGAAACAGGACCAACUCAUCGGCAGGAUCCACCAGCAACAGGACCUGGUGGACUUGCUGCAGCAGCGUGUGGUCCUGCUGGCAGAGGAGAGCUCCCGGGACGAGCAGCUGCUGCAGCAGGUCGGCUCAGAGCUGCUGUGUCUGCAGAGCUCCGAGGUGAAGCUGGAGAGCCUGGUGGAGGAGCUGCAUGCUGAGGCCCAUCACAGAGCUGUGGUGGCAGAGAGCCUCCAGGCAGAGCUACGCGCUGAGGCCCAGCACAGAGCUGUGCUGACGGAGAGCCUGGAGAUAGAGCUCCACAGUAAGACGAUGGAGCUGGAGGAGCAACAAGACACCAACAAAAUGCUGAUGCAGGAGCUGAAGGAUUUACGCUCUGCUCAUCAGAAGGAGGUGAGGGAGCUGCAGCAGGAGAACGAGGGGAGUCUGAGGAAACUGCAGGAGACAGCAGAGCAGUUUGAGUGGCUCUGUCAGCAGCAGCGCUACUGGAUGUGCUGUGUCAAGAGAUUCAAAGACUGCCUGAUGGAGGAGAGAGAAGCUCUGCUGCGACAGGUCAUCAUGCUGGAGAAGAAGGCUGAGAAACUGAAGAAGAGUUUACACGAUGACAGUCCCCCAAAGAGCGUCCUCUGUCCCCUCCAGGACACUCAGUGCUGUGACAGCAGUAUAACAUCGUGGGAUGCAGAUGCAGAGGCUGACCUCGAGUCUCAAGUGAAGAAGUCAAACACACUGUACGAGGAGCUCUUUAACCAGGCAGGGAGCCCUAUCAACGGAUACCAAAAACCUCCUUGAGGACAGAAGCCUGGAGCCAGGACUCGUCUACUUUUUCUCUUCCCACCUUCUGCAAAUCAGAGGAUAACUACUAGAUGUUUGUGUAUGUGUGGUUGGCUUUGUGGAAUACUUCCCAGUCAUUGUCAAGAAAGAAAGAAAACUUGGAAAAACAUACCUGUGAAAGCAUACAUUCAUUGUUUUUCUUCCACUAUUGUUCACCUGUCUUGAAAAUAAUCUGCUGUCACAAUAUAUGACUGAAUUAAACACUGUAAGUCUG